Molecule: messenger RNA, 3333 nt
Organism: Tachyglossus aculeatus (Australian echidna)
Lineage: Eukaryota; Metazoa; Chordata; Mammalia; Monotremata; Tachyglossidae
Gene: KLHL26
Product: kelch like family member 26
Exons: 3
Coding region: 56-1867 (603 amino acids)
Molecular function (GO): protein binding
Source: RefSeq, a predicted model, not a curated record
GGCAGACUAGCGGCGGCAGUAGCAGAAGCCGCAGGGCCCGGGCGGCAGCGGGAAGAUGGCGGAGUCCGGCGGCGGCGACUUCGGGUCGGAGCGGCCAAGCAGCAUGGCUGACAAGAAUGGGGCCUUGAAAUGCACCUUUUCUGCUCCCGGUCACAGCACCACUCUCCUGCAGGGGUUGGCCACUCUGCGAGCUCAGGGCCAGCUCCUGGAUGUCAUCCUCACCAUCAACAAUGAAGCCUUCCAAGCCCACAAGGUGGUCUUGGCUGCCUGUAGUGACUACUUCAGGGCAAUGUUCACCGGAGGGAUGAGAGAGGCCAACCAGGAUGUAAUUGAGCUGAAGGGUGUGUCCGCCAAAGGCCUGAAACACAUAAUUGACUUUGCGUAUAGCGCCGAAGUGACUCUAGAUCUUGAUUGCAUUCAGGAUGUGCUGGGCGCCGCGGUGUUCCUCCAGAUGGGGCCGGUGGUGGAGCUCUGCGAGGAGUUCCUGAAGUCCGCCAUGAGCGUGGAGACAUGCCUCAACAUCGGGCAGAUGGCCACCGCCUUCAGCCUGGCCUCCCUGAAGGAGUCGGUGGACGCCUUCACCUUCCGGCACUUCCUGCAGAUUUCACAGGAGGAAGACUUCCUCCACCUGCCCCUGGAGCGGCUGGUCUUCUUCUUGCAAAGCAAUCGGCUGAAGAGCUGCAGGGAGAUCGACCUCUUCCAGGCUGCCACCCGCUGGCUGCAGCAUGACCCCACGCGCCGUCCGGGGGCCAGCCAGGUGCUCUGCCACAUCCGCUUCCCCCUCAUGCGGUCCUCGGAGCUGGUGGACAGCGUCCAGGCCCUGGACGUCAUGGUGGAGGACGUGCUCUGCCGGCAGUACCUGCUGGAGGCUUUUAACUACCAGAUCCUGCCCUUCCGCCAGCACGAGAUGCAGUCCCCCCGGACUGCCAUCCGCUCGGACACCCUCUCCCUCGUCACCUUCGGUGGCACCCCCUACACGGACAACGACCGAUCAGUCAGUGGCAAGGUCUACCACCUGCCGGACCCCGGCACCCGCCAGUUCAAGGAGCUGACAGAGAUGGAGGCGGGCUGCAGCCACGCCUGCGUGGCAGUGCUAGACAACUUUGUGUAUGUGGUUGGCGGGCAGCACCUGCAGUACCGCAGUGGAGAGGGUGCGGUGGGCGUCUGUUACCGUUACGACCCACACCUGAGCCGUUGGCUGCGCAUUCAGGCCAUGCAGGAGAGCCGGAUCCAGUUCCAGCUGAACGUCCUGGGCGGGUUGGUCUAUGCCACGGGUGGGCGGAACCGCGCGGGCAGCCUGGCCUCUGUGGAGAGAUACUGCCCCCAGAAGAACGAGUGGGCAUAUGUGUGCUCGUUGAAGCACCGGACCUGGGGUCACGCCGGGGCUGCCGCCGGGGGCCGGCUCUAUAUCUCGGGGGGCUACGGCAUCUCCGUGGAGGACAAGAAGGCCCUGCACUGCUACGACCCAGCGGGGGACCAGUGGGAGUUUAAAGCCCCCAUGAAUGAGCCCCGGGUGCUGCAUGCCAUGGUCAGCUCCAGUGGCCGGGUUUACGCCCUUGGGGGCCGCAUGGACCAUGUGGACCGCUGCUUUGACGUCCUGGCCGUGGAGUACUACGUGCCUGAGACGGAUCAGUGGACCACCGUGAGCCCCAUGCGAGCCGGCCAGUCGGAAGCUGGCUGCUGCCUUCUGGACAGAAAAAUCUACAUCGUCGGGGGCUAUAACUGGCAUCUGAACAACGUGACCAGCAUCGUGCAGGUGUACAACACCGAGACCGAUGAGUGGGAGCGAGACCUGCACUUCCCUGAGUCUUUCGCCGGCAUCGCUUGCGCCCCCGUCAUUCUGCCCCAGCCCGCAUCCCAGAGAUAGCCACCUGGGGCCACAGGGUCCCUCCCCGAGGGCCGCUGCCGACUGCGGGCCUGAGGGGUUGAGUGACCUUGGGUCUGCCCACAAAUGGUGCCGUGGAGCCAAGUGCCGGGGGGGAAGGAAGGAAGGAAGCCGCACAGGUGUCAAGUGUCGGGAACUCCUCCCUGGGGUCCCUCCUCUCCUCUUGGAUAACAUUCUGGCAGCGGGUUCGGUGGAGAGUGCCUGCCAGUGCAUUGGACCCGAUACGUCCCAGCUGAAAAACAAUAAAUAAAAAUCACAUUUUGGGACGUUUCUCUGUUUGCCCAUCGUUUCCCAACGUUGUUCGUGGCUAAAGUUAAUGGAUCAGCCUUGUCUCUGGUUGUUCCCUUCCCGGCCUCCCCCCGCACCCCCGACCUCCCCCAGUCUUGUGGUUUUCAAACAAGUUCAGACGUGAUUUCAUUCGCUCUGGUUCCCCAAAGUCAUUGGUAUGUAUCUUAUUUUCAAGUGUGUGUGUGUGUGUGUGUGUGUGUGUGUGUGUGUGUGUGUGUUUUAACAAGAAGUUAACCAAAACCUUUAUAACAUACUGACCUCCAGGAGCAAGAAGAGAUGACUGGAAACUUAAAUAGUUGAGGUUUAUGAAAGCACAUUUUUGCUUCCCAAUAAGUGAUUUUUCCCCCCCCCCGCCCCCCCUUCAGUUGCCUAAUAAGUCAACUUAUGCAGAAUGAGGCAAGAAGGAAGGCGAUGGUCAGCUCUUUUCCAUUCACUUUACCUUUCCAGGAAUCCCCUUUGGGCUCUGCAUUGACGUCUCUUCCUGAUCCAAAAAGUUGGAUCUUUAGCCACGCCUCCUUUUCUAAAGACAAUAAACACAACCAAAGAUCCCUCUGGAGAAGAUGGUGUCGGCCCCAGAAGGCUUCGUGGUAUUUUGGCGAGCAACAUGUUUGUGGAGACUUCGAUGUGGAGAAGUUUGGUAAAUUCUUGACCGUCAUUGUUGUCGUCAUCAUCAUCAUCGUGAUAUAUGUUGACCCGGUGCCAUCUUUGGUUUUGUGUUUUGGGGUUUUUUGUCCUUGGAAAGGCCUGUUCCUUUAACAGUUGAAGAAAAGUAGUGAUCCUUGAAGGAGGUCUUCAUUUAACAAAUCUAGUUCAGCUCCCCGCUCUUCCACCCCCUUGUCCCCUUCAAGUCAAUAUUCUACUGAGUUUGACCUUAUGGCACAAAGAGAGCAAUUCCAUUGAUCAGGCUUUCACUUUGAAGGGCUUCACAAUAUUUCUCUACCCCAUUCAUUUUGGUGUCUGGAACUCAAAAAAGUGGACCCUGCUGUCUUAUAAAUACUGAUUUGUAUUCUCUUGAGGCAAUUUAAAAUGUCUAUUUUGCUGCUAAUGUUGAUUGAUAUGGUCUCUUUGUGACCAUGUGUUGUGUAAAAAGUAACUUCAUACCUUAAAAGUAAGUUAACAGAUAUUGUUUCUCUAAUUUUAAUUCCCAUAAUAAAAGUUGG